Pungitius pungitius (ninespine stickleback) is the source of this 10438-nucleotide messenger RNA. Its product is annotated as teneurin-3. Gene Ontology annotation, cellular component: membrane; neuron projection. The record is from RefSeq and is a predicted model, not a curated record. NCBI's taxonomy places the organism in Eukaryota, Metazoa, Chordata, Actinopteri, Perciformes, Gasterosteidae. Gene Ontology annotation, biological process: neuron development; signal transduction; heterophilic cell-cell adhesion. Gene Ontology annotation, molecular function: protein heterodimerization activity; protein homodimerization activity; cell adhesion molecule binding.
CCCGGCAUUCCGUCCCUGCCUCGCUCGGCGUAUCGUCGUCCUUUACCGGGAGGAGAUGAGCUCGCAGAGGGCGGCGGUGCCGGAGGACAGCGUCGUUUCUCCCCCUCACCGCAUCGCGCUCUCGCUGUGCACGCCGUUCGCAAGGUGUUUCACCACCUGAGCGACUUGUUUUCCAACAAGAAAAGGACGUCACGGACAAAGGAGACGUAACCGGCUCCGUGAUAGUUUAAUUGUACUUUCCCGACUGCACGGAGAGAGACCGACUUCUGUAUCCCGCGUUUCCAACUCAUUAAAUGCUCUUAUCGAGUGAUUCUGGAAGAAGCGGAGUAGAUGGAGGAACUGUGCGGAUGAAUACGCUAUUCUGAAAGAGAUUUUUCUCGCUUUCCACCGUCAGUUUCUCCGGUAAGAUUAACCGCGACGAGCCGAGCAAGAAGUUUAUUCCUGUGGACAAAAAGUGGAAGAAAAAAGCGGCUACACAGCGGCGUCACCCGGGAGAGGAGGUCCCCCGUCACGCGCACGAACAGACGUACAAGCACAGAAGGGAGUGACACCAGUUGGCAGUGGACCAUUGCCAUUCCCCUCAACAAGUUGCUGUACAGCAGCAUGCAUGUGUGUUUGCCAGCAGCACAAGCAGAAGCACUAUGGAAGUAAAAGAGCGACGUCCGUACUGCUCACUCACCAAGGGCCGAAGGGACAAGGAGGGGCCGUACACUGGGGACAGUGAAGACUGCGCUAUUGGUCCCCAGGGUCUCCGGGUCCCCACCCAGAAGUCCUACUCUUCCAGUGAAACUCUCAAGGCUUUCGACCAGCACCAAGACCAGACCAGGUUACUGUACGGGACGACCAAGGGUUACAAGGACAUGGUCCAUCGUGAGCAGGAUGAUUAUAACAGACAAGGGCAGCAUUUCAGUCUUCGCCAGCUGGGGAUCUGCGAGCCCCCUCCGCGCCGCGGCCUGGCCUUCUGCUCCGAGGUGGGCCUCCCGCACCGCGGCUUCUCGGUGGGCACGACCCAGGACGGAGAUGCCGACAGUCAGGCCGUGAUGUCGCCAGAGCGCGCUAUGCGGCUGUGGGGCCGCGGGGGUCUGGGGAAAACCUCGGGGAGGAGUUCCUGUCUGUCCAGCCGCUCCAACUCGGUGCUGACCCUCACCGACACCGAGCACGAGAACAAGUCGGACAGCGACAACGGUUCUCCAAUGCCCUCCCCCUCUUGUCCAUCAUCUGUCAUUGACCACUCACAUCCACAAUCAGCCACUCCACAUGGCAAACUGUCACUAGUCAACGUGGCUGAGCCAGACUCAGAGGAAGAGGAGGAGGAGGAAGACGAUGAAGAGGAGUAUGCAGCCAGAUUGUACUUAGCUGUAACACAUGAGCAACCCUCCAAUCACCACGGCAACGCCUUGCCUCCGGUGCCUCCUCCCCAGCGACGGCAGCCCUCAGUAACGGCUCUCAACCAGUCCCUGGGCCCCACGCACCACGCCGGCCAUUCGCUGAACUCGACGCGGCAGCUAACCCCUCCUACUGGAAACCCGGCCGCUGUGGCCGGCCAAUCACCAGCCGAGCUGCAGACCACGCCCCCCGAGAGUGUCCCGCUGCAAGACAGCUGGGUGCUGGGUAGCAAUGUGCCUCUGGAAACAAGGCACUUCCUCUUUAAGACAGGUACAGGCACCACCCCCCUCUUCUCCACGGCAACUCCUGGCUACACCAUGGCAACCGGUUCAGUGUACUCCCCGCCCACCAGGCCGCUGCCGAGGAACACCCUUUCCCGCUCUGCCUUCAAGUUCAAGAAAUCCUCCAAGUACUGCUCAUGGCGGUGUACCGCCCUGAGCGCAGUAGGACUGUCUGUGCUGCUCUCCAUCCUGCUCUGUUAUUGCAUAGCGAUGCACCUGUUUGGUCUCAACUGGCAGCUUCAGGAGAGUGAGGGAUACGGAGCGUUUGAAACGGAGAGAGGAAGAGACACAACUCCUAACACCUUUAUGGUGUCGUCUACAGAUAAUGGUAAAAUGUUUCUUCUUGAGAACAGUACCAUAGACACCGGGGAGUUAGAUGUUGGUAGACAAGCCAUACAAGAUGUCCCACCAGGUGUAUUUUGGAGGUCUCAGCUGUACAUCGAUCAGCCGCAGUUUUUGAAAUUCAACAUCUCGGUCCAGAGAGACGCUCUAGUUGGAGUGUAUGGACGCAAAGGCCUGCCGCCCUCACACACACAGUACGACUUUGUGGAGCUACUGGACGGUAGUCGUCUCAUUUCCAAACGAUCGCUCAGUGACGUGUACGUGGGACACGCACACCCAGCUGCUGCACAUGAGAAUGAGGCUGGACGAGGAGCCCGUCGUGCACGCUCAGUGAACGUGCACGAGGCCGGCUUCAUCCAAUACCUGGACACAGGAAUCUGGCAUCUGGCAUUCUACAAUGACGGACGCAAUGCAGAACAGGUCUCCUACAAUACCGUCGUUAUAGAGUCGAUUAUGGAGUGUCCUCAGAAUUGUCAUGGAAACGGAGAUUGUCUCUCAGGAAUAUGCCACUGUUUCCCAGGAUUUCUAGGCCCUGACUGCUCUCGAGCUUCCUGCCCGGUGCUGUGCAGUGGCAACGGACAGUACUCGCGUGGCCGCUGCCAGUGCUACAGCGGCUGGAAAGGCACUGAGUGCGACGUGCCGACCAACCAGUGCAUCGACAUCCAUUGCGGAGGACACGGCAUCUGCAUAGUGGGUGCCUGCAUCUGCAACACGGGUUACAAGGGCGACAAUUGUGAGGAAGUGGAUUGCAUCGAGCCCAGCUGCUCAGCCCACGGAGUGUGUAUCCAUGGGGAGUGUCAUUGUCAGCCCGGCUGGGGCGGAGCCAGCUGUGAGAUCGUAAAGGCCAUGUGUCCGGACCAGUGUUCAGGCCACGGCACCCACAACGCAGACACCAGCACUUGUACCUGCGACGACCACUGGACCGGGUCCGACUGCUCUUUAGAGGUGUGUGAGGUGGACUGCGGCAGCCAUGGCGUGUGUUACGGCGGCGUGUGUCGAUGCGAGGAGGGCUGGACAGGAGCGCUGUGUGACCAGAAGGCCUGCCACCCUAUGUGCAGCAAGAACGGAGUGUGUAAGGAGGGGAAGUGUGAGUGUGACCAGGGAUGGACAGGCGAGCACUGCAACAUUGCUCACAAUCCGGACAUUAGAGUAAAAGAGGGUUGUCCUGGUCUCUGCAACAACAACGGACGGUGCACUCUGGAGGCCAGCGGCUGGCACUGCAUCUGCCAAUCAGGAUGGAGAGGGGCGGGAUGUCACGUGGCUAUGGAAACACUGUGCACCGACGGCAAGGACAACGAAGGAGAUGGCUUGACUGACUGUAUGGAUCCAGACUGCUGUUUGCAGCCUUCUUGUCAGAACCAGUUAUACUGCAAAGGGUCACCUGACCCAGGGGAGGUGCUCAGCCAAUCUCUGUCCUCCCUGGUUCCUCAGCAGGCUGCCCGCUCUUUCCACCAGCGCAUACAUUUCUUAGUUGGCCCUGAAUCCACUCACGUCAUCCCUGGAGACAGUCCGUUCAAUAAGAGCUUGGUGUCCAUAAUUCGAGGGCAGGUGUUGACAGCUGACGGAACUCCUCUGAUUGGAGUCAACGUGACGUUUGUCCACUUCGCUGAACAUGGAUACAGUGUAACGCGCCAGGAUGGCAUGUUCGAUCUCCUGGCCAAUGGGGGGGCGUCCCUAACAUUGAGCUUUGAGCGCGCUCCCUUCCUCACUCAGUACAGAACAGUGUGGGUGCCGUGGAACGUCUUCUAUGUGAUGGACACACUGGUCAUGAAGAAGGAGGAGAAUGACAUUCCUAGCUGUGACCUGAGUGGCUUCAUCAGACCCAGUCCUGUCAUCGUUGCAUCUCCUCUUUCUACGUUUUACAGAAGUUCGAGUGAGGAUGGCCCCAUCAUACCUGAAACACAGGUUUUACAGGAAGAAACCUCAAUACCAGGCAGCGAUCUAAACCUGAUCUACCUGAGCUCCAGAGCAGCGGGCUAUAAACCCAUCCUCAAAGUCACCAUGACCCAAUCGUCAAUACCUUUCAACCUGAUGAAGGUUCACCUGAUGGUGGCAGUCGUGGGACGCCUCUUUCAGAAAUGGUUCCCCGCCCAACCAAAUCUCUCUUACACCUUCAUCUGGGACAAGACGGAUGCCUAUGGCCAACGCGUGUACGGUUUAUCCGAGGCAGUUGUGUCCGUGGGGUUUGAAUACGAGUCCUGCCUGGACCUCAUCCUCUGGGAGAAGAGAACAUCCAUUCUGCAAGGCUAUGAGCUGGAUGCAUCCAACAUGGGGGGAUGGAUGCUGGAUAAACAUCACAUCCUGGAUGUACAAAACGGUAUACUGUACAAGGGCAAUGGUGAGAACAUAUUCAUAUCCCAGCAGCCCCCGGUCAUCAGCAGCAUCAUGGGAAACGGACGUCGCCGCAGCAUCUCCUGCCCCAGCUGUAACGGGCAGGCAGAGGGCAACAAGCUGCUGGCGCCUCUGGCUCUGGCCUGCGGAGCUGAUGGCAGCAUCUUCGUCGGAGACUUCAACUACAUCAGGAGGAUCUUCCCCUCUGGGAAUGUUACCAGUGUCAUGGAGCUGAGAAACAAAGAUUUCAGACAUAGCAGCAACCCAGCUCACCGCUACUACUUAGCCACAGACCCAGUAAGCGGGCAGCUCUAUGUGUCGGACACCAACUCUCGACGAAUCUACCGCCCAAAGAUGCUCAGCGGCGCCCGUGACCUCAUCAGUAAUGGAGAAGUGGUGGCUGGUACAGGUGAGCAAUGCCCUCCAUUUGAUGAAGCACGAUGUGGAGAUGGAAGGAAAGCUACAGAGGCACAACUACUGGGACCUAAAGGCAUUGCAGUUGAUAGAAACGGUUUGAUCUACUUUGUGGAUGGGACUAUGAUCAGGAAAAUAGACCGUAAUGGAAUCAUCUCCACCAUGCUGGGCAGCAACGACCUGACCUCUGCACGACCUUUAACCUGCGACACCAGCAUGCACAUAAGACAGGUUCGGUUAGAGUGGCCCACCGAUCUAAACAUCAAUCCCAUGGAUAACUCCAUCUAUGUCCUGGACAACAACGUGGUGUUGCAGAUCACUGAAAAUAGACAGGUUCGCAUCGUGGCAGGCCGCCCCAUGCACUGCCAGGUACCUGGUAUAGAAUACACUCUGGGGAAGAGAGCGGUCCAGACCAUGCUAGAGGGAGCCACAGCCAUCGCUCUGUCCUACAGCGGUGUCCUCUACAUCGCCGAGACGGACGAGAAGAAGAUUCACCGCAUCAGACAGGUGUCGACUGAUGGAGAAAUUACCCAUCUAGCUGGAGAGCUGUCUGACUGUGACUGCAAGAACGAUGCCAACUGUGACUGCUAUCAAACAGGAGAUGGCUAUGCUAAAGACGCCAGGCUUAAUUGUCCUUCGUCUUUGGUGGUGUCUCCAGAUGGGACGCUGUACAUGGCUGAUCUGGGAAACAUCCGGAUUCGAGCCAUACGAUGCAACCAGCCACCUACGGGCUCUCUGGCUUCAGGUCCCAGCUCGUAUGAAGUGGCUUCUCCAGCUUCCCAAGAGCUUUAUGUGUUUGAUGGAAAUGGGACUCACCAGUUCACCAUGUCUCUGGUCACUGGUGAUUAUAAAUACAACUUCAGCUACAGCAAUGAUGAGGAUGUAACCGCUGUGACAGACAGCAGUGGGAAUACCCUCCGGAUCCGUAGAGAUACCAACAGAAUGCCUGUACGUGUGGUCGCCCCCGACAACCAGGUUAUCUGGCUGACCAUCGGAACUAAUGGCGGACUCAAGACUCUCACGGCUCAGGGUCAGGAACUGGUCUUGUUUAGUUACCAUGGCAACAGUGGGUUACUCGCUACCAAAAGCCUCCAAAUAGGCUGGACUACCUUCUAUGACUAUGACAGCGAGGGCCGUCUGACUAAUGUGACCUUCCCCACCGGCGUGGUAACCAAUCUCCACGGCGACAUGUCGUCAGGGGCUGUUGCUGUGGACAUCGAGACAUCAGGGAGGGACGAGGACGUUUCCAUCACUACCAACCUGUCAUCGAUAGACUCCUUCUACACGCUGGUGCAGGACCAGCUUCGUAACAGCUACCAGGUGGGGAAUGACCAUUCGCUGCGGGUCAUCUAUGCCAAUGGGAUGGACACACACUACCAGACGGAGCCCCACAUACUGGCAGGUGCUGCUAACCCAACGGUAGCCCGACGCAACAUGACACUGCCGGGAGAGAAUGGCCAGAACCUGGUGGAGUGGAGGUUCAGGAAGGAACAGACCCGCGGGAAAGUCAUUGUCUUUGGGAGGAAGCUCAGGGUGAAUGGUAGGAACCUGCUGUCUGUGGACUACGAUCGCUCACUCCGAACAGAGAAAAUCUAUGACGACCACAGGAAGUUCCUCCUGAAGAUAAUCUACGACACCCAAGGCCAUCCGACACUCUGGGUUCCCAGCAGCAAGCUUCUGUCAGUUAACCUUACCUACUCGAGUACGGGACAGGUGACAGGCCUCCAGAGGGGUCCAACCACCGAGAGGUGGGAGUACGACAAUCAGGGAAGAAUCAUUUCCCGGGUCUUUGCUGAUGGAAAGACGUGGAGCUACACCUACUUGGACAAGUCCAUGGUCUUGCUGCUGCACAGCCAGCACCAGUACAUCUUUGACUAUGACUCGGGGGACCGGCUGUCAGCGGUCACCAUGCCCAGCGUGGCACGCCAUACCAUGCAGACCAUCAGAUCCAUAGGGUACUACAGAAACAUCUACAGCCCCCCAGAGAGCAACGCCUCAGUCACUGUGGAUUACUCGGAGGACGGGCAGCUCCUCGGGGUCGCCCAUCUGGGCACCGGCCGGCGCAUACUCUACAAAUAUCGUAGACAGAACAAGCUGGCAGAGAUCCUCUAUGACUCAACGCGGGUCAGUUUCACAUAUGAUGAGACCGCUGGUGUGCUGAAGACCGUCAACCUGCAGAGCGAAGGCUUCAUCUGCUCCAUCCGGUACCGGCAGAUCGGCCCGCUGGUCGACCGGCAAAUAUUCCGCUUCAGCGAGGACGGGAUGGUGAACGCGCGCUUUGACUACACCUACGAUAACAGCUUCAGAGUCACCAGCAUGCAGGCUGUGAUCAAUGAGACACCACUGCCAAUAAUCAUCUCCACAGCAGUGAUGACCUACACCAAGCACUUCGACCAGCACGGCCGCAUCAAGGAGAUCCAGUAUGAGAUCUUCAGGUCUCUGAUGUACUGGAUCACCAUUCAGUACGACAACAUGGGCCGAGUCACCAAGCGGGAGAUCAAGAUUGGACCAUUCGCCAACACAACCAAAUACGGUUAUGAGUAUGAUGUUGACGGACAGCUGCAGACGGUGUCCCUCAAUGAGAAGAUGAUGUGGAAGUAUAACUAUGACCUAAAUGGGAAUCUGCAUUUGCUGAAUCCGGGUAACAGUGGUCGGUUGACCCCCCUACGCUACGACCUGAGGGACAGAAUCACUCGUCUGGGAGACGUUCACUACAGGCUGGAUGAAGACGGUUUCCUGAGGCAGAGAGGAGCUGAGAUAUUUGAAUACAACUCCAAAGGUCUUCUGGUCCGGGUUUACAGUAAAGCGGCCAGUUGGAGCAUCCAGUACCGUUACGACGGUUUGGGUCGGCGUGUGGCUUCUAGAAACAGUCUGGGCCAACAUCUGCAAUUCUUCUACGCUGACCUGAACUACCCCACCAGGAUCACCCACGUCUACAACCACUCCAGCUCCGAGAUCACGUCCUUUUACUACGAUUUGCAGGGCCAUGUGUUUGCCAUGGAGAUCAGCAGUGGAGAGGAGUUCUAUAUCGCAUGUGAUAACACCGGGACACCGCUGGCUGUCUUCAGCAACAACGGACUGCUGCUCAAACAGGUGCAGUACACGGCGUACGGGGAGGUUUACUUUGAUUCUAACCCAGACUUUGUUCUGGUGAUUGGUUUCCACGGAGGCCUGUAUGAUCCUCUGACACGACUGCUGCACUUUGGAGACAGAGACUACGACAUCCCAGCUGGAAGGUGGACAACUCCUGACAUCAGCACAUGGACACGUGUUGGUAAAGACCCACAGCCCUUCAACCUGUACAUGUUCCGAGGCAACAACCCCAUAAGCAAGAUUCAGCAGGUCAAAGAAUAUGUCACAGAUGUCAACAUCUGGCUGGUCACAUUUGGCUUCCAUCUCCACAAUGCCAUCCCAGGAUUCCCCAUUCCCAAGUUUGACCUGACGCAGCCGUCACUGGAGAUGAAGAAGAGCCAGCUGUGGGACGACCUGCCUUCUAUCUCAGGUGUCCAGCAGGAGGUAACUCGUCAGUCUCAGGCCUUCCUGUCCUUUGAGCGCAUGCCAGAGAUCCAGCUCACCCGGCGGCAUUCGGACCACGCCAAACCCUGGCUCUGGUUCUCCACUGUCAAGUCUCUGAUUGGGAAGGGAGUGAUGCUCGCCGUGAUCCAAGGCCGCGUUGUGACCAACGCCCUCAACAUCGCCAAUGAGGACUGCAUUAAGGUGGCUGCCGUCUUAAACAAUGCCUUUUACCUUGAUGACCUACACUACACAGUGGAGGGACGAGACACACACUACUUCAUCAAGACCAGCCUGCCGGAGAACGACCUCAGCGCGCUGCGCCUCACCUCGGGCAGGAAAUCCCUGGAAAACGGUGUGAACGUCACUGUGUCCCAGUCCACCACGGUGAUGAACGGGAGGACGCGGCGCUUCGCCGACGUAGAGCUGCAGUAUGGCGCCCUGGCGCUCCACGUGCGAUACGGGACAACGCUGGACGAAGAGAAGGCGCGAAUCCUGGAGCACGCCAGGCAGAGGGCGCUGGCGAGCGCCUGGGCCCGCGAACAGCAGCGGGUCAGAGACGGGGAGGAAGGAGUCCGGCUCUGGACGGAGGGAGAGAAAAGGCAGCUGCUGAGCAGCGGCAAGGUUUUGGGCUACGACGGCUACUAUGUGUUGUCCAUAGAGCAGUACGCCGAGCUAGCUGACAGCGCUAACAACAUGCAGUUCCUACGGCAGAGUGAGAUAGGGAGGAGGUAACACGGCGUCAACAAACCCCGCCUGACUGUCAAAGACUAACAACAAACUGUCCCGAGACUGACCCCAUGUUUGCAAAUGAGUUUUCUGCUGAGAAGUGAGAUUUAUAGUGAGCGAACACCCGAAACACAAACUACAGUAGUGAUAGUUAAGAACUGUCGCCGUGCGCCCUGCAACAAGUUUAACUCUCUCUCUCUCUGUCUUUUUCUAUCUAUAUUUUCUUUCUCCCCACUAUCAUCAGCCUUUGGUCAGCCUGCACGCAUGUCCCUCCCCUCCCUCUGGUAGGCGGGGCUAACCCGAGUGCUAUAAUGGUGUGCUGUGUGGCUGUGAAACAGCGGGGGGUAGAGACUCAUCCAAGGAGAUAAGGCUUCAAGCAUUUAGGCAGCUUACACCUAACAGACGUCUAUGGAUCCCCAUCGAAUGUUGCAGGUAUCAGACCUGUGGCCCGUCACUCUGGGUUGUGUCCACAUGAGCCAUCGGACCAGGACCUGGAACUGUUGUGGACUCUCUAAGAGAGACGGGCACAAAAAAACGUUUCUACGAGGGACAAAAAAAGACUUUAUUUUCUGUUUGUUUUUUUGUUUUGUUUUUAUAUAUAAACUUGCAUUUGCUUCAGACAAGAAGGGGAUAUAAAAUAAUGAAGAAAAUAACAUUUACAUACUAUUACCUAUACCACUAUUACUACUAUUGUUACACCUGAUCUGAACUAAACACGACUCUGAGUUGUGUCUGUUUCCUUCUUUUCUAUUAUGCGUUUGGUCAGUUCUGAAGCCAGUUCUUCUCAUUCCUCUUUCCUUCUACAAGGUUUAUAAAUUGUACAGACUUUGUCAGACUACAAUCAAUAGCGGAUUUUGAGGAACCGAGUGGGCUCACCGGUCUGGUUAAACACGUGUGCCCUGUCAGCCCCUCGCUUCUGUCAAAUGGGGCUCAUAAUGCAUAGCCCUUGUACUUUUAUCGGUCAGAGGUAGUAGUAAUGCUUGCAAUAGAAACAUGUUGUCAUGGCUUUGGGGGGGUGGGGGGGAGAAGGGUUGCUGUGGGUAGUGACUAAUAGUUGCUUCUCUCUUUGUUUUUUGCUCUUAAAGGGACAGUGAAUUGCCAUCAGUGACUUUAAUGAGUAACAGUAAUCAGAAAUCGAUGUGGAUGUUUUCUCAUUGAUUGUGGGUCUCUGUGCUCUCACAGGACUUUUCUUUGUGUGUAUGUGUGUUUACAAGGUUGGGAAGGCAUCUGAAAUCAUUUCGAAGGAAAGAACAGGAACUGUACACAAAGUGUUAACGUCAUAUGCCACCAAUCAUUUUUCAAAGACAAGUUGACAAUGUUUUAUGGGUUGAUCUUCUUUAUUUUGAAGAAAAGUUCCAGUUAUUCGUACAUCAAUAUUAGUCUCAGAGAAAGUAAUUUAUGUACAGUGUUUCUACAGUAAAGAAUAAAACUCCUUGAAACUA